Nilaparvata lugens (brown planthopper) is the source of this 5895-nucleotide messenger RNA. RefSeq names its product ubiquitin conjugation factor E4 B (gene Ube4B). Gene Ontology annotation, biological process: protein polyubiquitination. The record is from RefSeq and is a predicted model, not a curated record. Gene Ontology annotation, molecular function: ubiquitin-ubiquitin ligase activity. The coding region runs from base 233 to 3694 and encodes 1153 amino acids. The transcript has 22 exons. Lineage: Eukaryota; Metazoa; Arthropoda; Insecta; Hemiptera; Delphacidae. Gene Ontology annotation, cellular component: ubiquitin ligase complex; nucleus; cytoplasm.
GACGUCAUUCCAUGUUGAGUUGCUAAACAUUUCUGGUCUGGUAGGGUGACUGACAUUUUUGUUUUCAGAGGAUUAUUGCUGAGUAAAACUGGAAUUUUCUGUGUUCAUAAAAGUAUUUGUGUAUAUUUUCUUCUACAAUAAAUCACUGUAUGGAUAGAGCAUCAACUACAUCGUUUAUUUUCAUUUUGGAAAGUUUUAAAUAUUAGGAAGAAGAUUUAGCGAAAGUUGAACAAUGAGUGAACUGACUCAGGAAGAGAUUCGUAGACGGCGUUUAGCUCACUUGGCAGCUUUGGAGACGAGUCCGGGACCAGUGCCCUCCACAUCAGGGUCUGGUGCCACCGCUCUCUCUCCCUCUGCAUCCACUUCAUCUGUGAUAACUCCCACUUCGUCACCAUGUAGUCUCACGCCUAGUAUUAGCAAUGCAUCAAGUAGAGUUGCAGGUGCAGAAUGUCCAGUUCGACGAACUCCGCCUCCGCAGAAGAGCGACUCGCAGAGCACGGACACCUCGUCACAGAUGGAGGUGGAGGAGACGCCGCCCGAGAAGUCCACCUCCCAGUCACAGGUCGACGUCGACUCGGGCAUUGAGAACAUGGAGGUCGAGGAAACACACAAAGAGCCACAACACAGACAUCGGACUCUCAGCUCCAGUACAGAAAUCUCAGAAGAGCAAAUGUACAGUGUGGUUUCGAGAGUUUUAUGUGUCUCGUGGACUCAGCAAUCAGAAUCCUCUACAUUUCUGCCAGAAACAGCUGCCACUAUCAGUCAACGUGCACAGGAAGAAUUGCCACCUGUCGAAAUGCAGGACCUGAUCAGCCAAUGCCUGAUGGAGGUGAUGUGUCAGAUAGCGUCGGGCGUGGACCCGCUGACCAGCUCGACGCCGGAAGCGAUGAGCGGCGUCCAAGCGUCGGCGUCAGGCGUCGAUUUGGCGUUGCCUCAGCAGCCGUCCACGUCCACCGCCGUCGCCGGCACCUCCACGGCUGUGGCGCCCCAGGCUGCAGCCGCCCAACGCUGUCUGCCCGAGAAGGCGCUAGCCUUUCUCUGCGAGUGCUACUCGCGUGUCGCCCUCGAAGAGAGGAAUCAUCCUAAGAGAAGCAGCGUUCCGCCACUGAGAGACCUGUUAGCUGAGAUCCGUGCCCAGUGUGUGCAGUUCACUUCGCUGAUGCUGCAAGAUGUGCUGCUGGCCGACAUGGACUUGACAGCGGGUAUUGGCCCCCUCUCCUCCCCCCUCCUGCAGCCGCUCAUGCUUCAGUCACUGCCGCGCGGGUUUCUGCCCGAGCUCAUAUUCCGCACACAGGCCAAUCCCGAUGCUGUAAAUAAGGUGUUUGGGCCGCUGCUACAAGGUCUUUAUAGUGAAAUGCACCGCGUAUCUGUGGUGGGAGAUGGCCCCAGGAAGCCACUCAACGCUCUCUUAGAACUCAUCGAUCUCCGCAGCAGUCCGCUCAACCAUAACGAUCGUCCUAUUUGCAAUCUCGUUCCUGUCCAGGUGCAGUUUCUGCCGGACAUAGUGACGACAGCGGCCGGCAGAGAGCUAGCGCAAAUGUCGUUCUUCGGUCCGUUCUUGUCGGUCUCUGUGUUCGCCGAGGAUGACCCCAAGGUGGCCGAGCACUUCUUCAGCGGCAACACAAUUGCCGACAAGUCGCUGCACACCACGCUGCAGCAGGAGCUCGAACAUUGUCGGUCGACUCUGCACAAGAUAUUCCACGGUGUGCUGGUGAAUUCGAGUUCUCGAGAGCCGAUGCUGUCCUACAUAGCAGCGCUGCUGCACCACAACGAGAAACGAGCGCAGAUUCAUGCGGAAGAGAGGGCGCUCGCCGGGGAUGGCUUCAUGCUCAAUCUGCUUUCUGUCUUGCAGUACCUUUCCUUGAAGGUGAAACUGAACAAAGUGGACCCUCAGUAUCCGUUCCAUCCAUCUAGUCUGGUCGACAUUAAGAAUGAUACCAAGCUGAAAUUCACAUCCCAGGAAUCGGCCGACUGGUUAGAUCAACUCAGUAAAAGUCAGAAGGGCUGGAAGGAGCCGAAAUUUCCGACGCAGUGUUGGUUUUUGACGCUGCACUGCCACCACCUCGCCCUCAUUCCGGCAUUCCAGAAGUACAAGCGUCGCGUGCGUGCUUUGCGUGAUCUACAAAAACUGAUUGAUGAAAUGCAAAGCACAGAAUCGCAAUGGAAGACACUGUCAUUCGCUAGCAGAAACAAAGAGCUAAUAAAGAGAUGGAAACAACAGAUUAAGAAACUGACACGCAGCAAGGCGUGUGCGGACGCAGGACUGAUGGACGACGCGCUGAUGCGUCGCUCGGUGCAGUUCUACUCGACGGUGGCCGAGUUCCUGUUGGGCGUGCUGACGGGGACGCCCCUCGGCGCCGCGACGCCCCGGGCCAUCGCACUGCCCCUGCCCAGUGAGCCGCCCCUCUUCGCCGCUCUGCCUGAGUGGUAUGUCGAGGACAUCGCCGAGUUCCUGCUCUUUGCACUCCAAUGCAGUCCAGAUGUUCUGGUUGAUGACAUGGACGACAACAUGAUCACAUGGCUGCUGGUGGCGGUCUGCUCGCCGCACUGCAUCAAGAACCCCUACCUGGUGGCCAAAAUCAUCGAGGUGCUCUACGUACUCAAUCCCGGCAUCCAGGCGCGCACCGAGCAGCUCUACUACAAAAUCAUGCACCAUCCCAUUUGCCAGCAGUACUUGCCAUCGUUUCUCAUGAAAUUCUACACAGAUGUUGAAACCACUGGAUCGAGUUCGGAGUUCUUCGACAAGUUCACCAUUCGCUACAACAUCAGCAUUAUACUCAAGGGAAUGUGGGACCAUGCUGUACACAGACAGGCAAUCGUCAAUGAGUCUAGAUCUGGAAACCAGUUUGUGAAGUUCAUCAAUAUGUUGAUGAAUGAUACCACAUUCCUGUUGGAUGAGAGUCUGGAAUCACUCAAGAGAAUCCAUGAAGUGCAAGAGCUGAUGAGUGAUACGGCCGCUUGGAAGGCGUUGUCCACAGAACAGCAGCAAGUGCGCAACCGACAGUUGAAUGCUGACGAGCGGCAAUGCAGAUCGUAUCUAACUCUUGCACGAGAAACAGUUGAUAUGUUUCACUACCUAACUGUUGACAUCAAGGAACCAUUUUUGAGACCUGAGUUGGUUGGAAGACUGUCAGCUAUGCUCAACUUCAAUUUGCAGCAGCUCUGUGGCCCAAAAUGUAAAAAUUUGAAAGUGCAGCAGCCAGAGAAGUAUGGCUGGGAGCCGAGACGUUUGCUUGGACAAGUGGUCGACAUCUACCUGCAUCUAGACUGCGAACAAUUUGCUGCUGCCAUUGCAGCUGAUGAGAGAUCGUUCCGGAAAGAGCUAUUCGAUGAUGCCGCUGUGAGAAUGGAACGCGCUCUCAUCAAGACAAGCACUGAUAUCGAGAAGUUUAGGAAUUUGAUACAACAAGCUACUGAGAUAGCAAUACAGAACAUCAAGCGUGAGGUCGACUACAACGAUGCUCCUGAUGAAUUCAGAGAUCCACUGAUGGACACCCUGAUGGACGAUCCAGUCCAGCUGCCGAGUGGCAAAGUGAUGGACCGCUCAGUCAUUGUCCGUCAUCUGCUCAAUUCGUCCACUGAUCCGUUCAGCCGUCAGCCUUUGUCUGAAGACAUGCUCAAGCCAGCUCCUGAACUGAAGCAACGCAUCGAAGCUUGGAAGCAGGAAAAGUGCAAAAAGAGCGAUUCUUUGUAACAUCACAUCAAGAAGGUGAAACGUGUAUUUGAUGAUUCAACAGAAAACCACGAUGAACUCUAAAACGAAUAUGAUCUCGUUUAACACUGCGACAAUACAUUGGAAAUUGAAAAAAGUUUCAUUCAAAUACUAAACUGCGAUGUGAACGUUGCUGCAUUAUUUUUUGUUGAUGCUUUCAAUGUUUCGAUUGAAUAGCACAGCUGCUGUUUCUCUUUUAUCUAACUGUUGGUUUCGUUGAAAAUGUAUAUUGAUGUGGAGAUUUGGUUUCUUUCCAAUGGAGUUGCAGAUUAAAAUACACAAAGUCUUUCAAACACUCGAGGCGGCAAUGGCAAUUGUUAGAAAUAGAUACGAUUUAGAUUUUUAUUUGAGAGUAUAUGUGAAUUAUCGUUGUGCGAACUCUUAUUAGCUACUUCAUCAAGACUCCUCUUAAUUUCUGUGUGAGAAUACUUUUUAUAAGUUUGUAGAUAUAUUUCGAUUGAGCAAUGAUGAAUUUUCUACUUGACUGCUUCUUUGUAUCGAAAUAAUUUGAGGAAUGCUACUAACAAAAGCGUUGCAUCUCAUUCAAUAGAUAUUCUCUACUGUAGUUAAUUGAUGUUGAUAGAUGGAUAAAUUGAUAGUUAUGUUCACCGCUAGCCGUAGAUUCAGAGGAUGAGAUGUUUCGAAAAAUAAAAUUCAUUCAUUUAAGUAAGGAUCGCUGACCACAAUUUUCCAGAAGCAGUUGAUUCCCCAAAAGGUUUAUAUUUAAUUUUCGAUUAUCGGAGUAGGUUGUAUUAUUUUUGUAUUUAUCUGUUACAAGGAAAUAUAUAAUUUUUAUAGAUAUUGAUCUACUGUUUGGCGUCCUUCCAAAGCUGGAUUCCCCCAUAUCAGUGUUACUGGAAGUGACCGGCACAGUAAGGCUGAGUUCUCGUAAGUUUUAAUAGGACUAUACGACUAUUCAUUCUCGCUCGUCCGUGCUGAGUGGAAAAUUCCAAUCAGAAUUUAUGAAAAUUAUUUUUUCACUGAUACUAAUAUAUGGGAAUCCAGGUUAAUAAUUGAUUUCAUAUAAAUUGUAACUACGAGUUAGCUUGACCAAUUCCAUUUAUAUAUUAAAUGGCAAAUCCUUUUCUAAAUUGAAAUAUGAUCCUGAUUCUGUAACUUGCAUAAAAUAUUCAUUCUGUAUCAAUAGUUCGUGUGGAUUUCAUUCAAAUUAAUGUGCAAAUUUUAUUCUUGAAUGAUUCAGCUUGUCAAGCAUUAGUAUUAUGAUAACUUGAAGUACUCCCAAAUUUGGUCAUUAUCGUUGAAUACCAAGGGAACUUGCAAAACAUUAAUUCAAUUUUAAAUUUAUAACGCAUUAAUCUAUUUGAAUCUAUUCAAUUAUAAAAUUUUAUUGUAUGCUAAACAUCACACAUAUAUUUAUAAAUCAAAUGUCUGCUGAAUAAUUCUGUAUAACUUCAUAAAUCCAAAACUCACACUCCUUUUGUGAUUAAAAUUUGAUGUUUGUGAUUUGCUCUUGCAUUUGUCUCGAAUGCUCUAAGCAUUUAUGGUGUAAAACCAAAAUAAACAUAUAACAUAAGUGGUGGUAUUCGAAAAAUAAUAGAAACUUUAUUCGAAAUAUUCCUUUGAAAUUAUCUAAUUUCUGCUAUAUACUGCCUUAUUUUAUGGUUUCAGUUUAUCAAGAUUAUUUUAUUCAAUUCCUUGUUUUCAAUGUAUUUUAUUUUUAUCAUUCACAUUUCGUAUAUAAGUUACUUGUUAAAUUCCCCUUGGAUUUUGUAUGGAGUCGCGGAAGAUUCUAUCUACUAUAGAUUUAAAUAGGGUGUAGAAUGCAGGAUAAGAGUUUAAUUAUUGUUGGCUGUAACUAUGUAUUCCUCAACCUGUUAUAGAUGUUAUCGAUUUCGAAAUUUAAUUUUCAAGAACAUCCAUGUGAAUUUGUGAUUCGAUUUCUGAACUGAAUUGUAUCAAUCACACAAUUUUAUCAAUAUAUUGAAUUUCAUCGAAAAUGUUCACUUGGCAAGCAUUAAUGUUCUUUCUUCAGCUUAUGUGGGAAAAACUUGGAGUAAGUAUAUUGACUAGAAUUCAAGUUUGAUUAUUGUGCUUCAAUUUUCAAUUUGUACAUAACAGAAGAUAAUUUUUUUAGUGCAUAGUUGAUUUAUUACGAUUGAAAAAUAACGUGUACGGAGAAUUAAUUACAAAAAUUUAAUAAAUGAUUUAUGAAUUGUUUGUAA